CCCGCCCCCGCAGCCGCACCCUCCGGGCCGCUCGGGGCCGAUCGCGACCGGGGCCGAUCGCGACCGGGGCCCAGGGGCCCGGGGUGGGCCCGGGGUCGCCAUGUUCGGCUGCGUGGAGGCGGCGGCGGCGCCGCGCCGGCUGCACGACGUGACCAACCGCGGGGGCUGCGCCCUGCGCAGGGUCCCGGUGCCCGCCGGCUGCGGGGGCCCCGCCCGCAGAGCCCUGGAGCCCUCCCCUGGGCGGGUUUUGGGGGACACGGGCCCCCCCUCGCCACCGCCCCCCCCCCGCGUGCACAAGCCUUGCUUCGUGUGCAGCGACCGCAGCUCCGGGUACCACUACGGAGUGAGCUCCUGCGAGGGCUGCAAGGGGUUUUUCCGGCGGAGCAUCCAGAAGAACAUGGUGUACACGUGUCACCGGGAGCGCAACUGCCAGAUCGACAAGGUCACCCGCAAUCGGUGCCAGUUCUGCCGCCUCCAGAAGUGCUUCCAGGUCGGAAUGUCCAAGGAAGCCGUGCGGAACGACCGGAACAAGAGGAAGAAGGAGGUGAAGCAGGAUUUGGCGGGGGAUGAGCUGAGCCCCGAGCUGGCCGAGCUGGUGCGGAGGGUCAGUAGAGCCCACCAGGAGACCUUCCCCUCUCUGGGCCAGCUGGGCAAGUACACCACGAACUCGAGUGCUGACCACCGGGUGCAGCUGGACCUGGGGCUCUGGGACAAGUUCAGCGAAUUGGCCACCAAGUGCAUCAUCAAGAUCGUGGAGUUUGCCAAGCGGCUCCCGGGCUUCACAGGGCUCACCAUGGCCGACCAGAUCACUCUGCUCAAGGCUGCCUGCCUCGACAUCCUGAUGCUGCGGAUCUGCACCCGCUACACACCGGAGCAGGAUACGAUGACGUUCUCGGAUGGGCUGACGCUGACCCGGACCCAGAUGCACAACGCGGGAUUCGGGCCCCUCACUGACCUCGUGUUUGCCUUCGCGGGGCAGCUGCUGCCACUACAGCUUGAUGACACCGAGACCGGGCUGCUCAGUGCCAUCUGCCUCAUCUGUGGGGACCGGAUGGAGCUGGAGCAGCCCCGGCACGUGGAGCGGCUGCAGGAGCCGCUGCUCGAGGCUCUCCGGGUCUAUGCCCGGCGCCGGCGCCCGUGGCAGCCGCAGCGUUUCCCCCGGAUGCUGCUCAAAAUCACUGACCUGCGUGGCAUCAGCACCAAGGGGGCGGAACGAGCCAUCACCCUGCGCACGGAGAUCCCGGGGCCGAUGCCCCCCCUGAUCCGGGAAAUGCUGGAGAACCCCGAAAUCUUCACCGAAGUGGGGGGGGAUGCCCCCCCCCCACCCCCAGACCCUCCUGCUGCCCAGGACAGUCCCCCUGGCCCCCCCACAUCCCCAUAGCCCCCCCCCCCCAGCUCAGGGGGAUCUCCAAAACCCAUCCCCAGUGGGGUGGGACAUUCCGAGCUGCCUUCCAGGGAAGCUGCCUUCCCUCUCCCUUUUGCUCUGGGGAGGGGGAGCUCCCCAGAGUGCCCCCUCCCCCCCCCCCCCAGAAUUUGGGGAAGGGGGCAGAGACUGACAGAGCAAAGCUAUUGCCUUAAGCUGGGGGAGUCUGGGGGUGCCCCCCAAACCUCAGCUUCACGCCAAAGCCCCCACAGACCCUGCUGCCAACCCCCCUUGUUCUGGGGGGGCCUUGAGGGGGGGGAGUUGGGGGGCCCAGCCCCUCCCCACCAAAUUAAUGUCUGACACUCCCAGGGUGCCCCCCACAGUUUAUUUAUUGGACACAGGGUGGACUGGGGGGGAGACACCCCCAUUCUCCCCCAGGACAUCCUACCCCCCCCCCCUAAAUCUGGGGGACACCGUUUAUACUGGGGGGGGGAGGGGGGGGCUGCUUGUGGGUUUUGCUUUUUGAUGCUGUUUGGAUGGGGAGGGAAACCCCAAAAUUGCCCUCCCCCAGUGCCCCCUCCAAACACUACAGAGACCAAAGAUGGGGGACACAAGGUGACCCCCCCACAACCCCCUCCAUUUCAGGGUGGGGGCUCAAGCCAUAGGGUGACCCCAAAAUCCUGGGGGUCCCCCCAGACCCAACUGCCCUCCCAAAUCUGUUACCCCCAGCCUGGCUGGCCUCCCCUACAAUUGCCCCCCCCUUACAUUUACCCCCCCGAAUUUGGGGGUGCAGAGCCCUCAGGGGGAGCCUGUUACACUACACAGAGGGGUACCCCCCCGGGGCUGCACUUUCACCCCUAUUUAUUCCUCUGCGUUUACAGCGGGCCCCCCCUCAGAAUGGGCCCCCCCCCGCUGCUGCCCCCCCCGCUAACUCCCCCCUUUUUGGGGGGUCCCCCUGCCAUGUUUACAGCCCAACCGCCCCCUCCCAUGCUGGGGGGGGGACACAGGACUUUUCUAUUUUUGCAAAAUAAAGUUAUGGAAAUUUU
Molecule: messenger RNA, 2409 nt
Organism: Vidua chalybeata
Lineage: Eukaryota; Metazoa; Chordata; Aves; Passeriformes; Viduidae
Gene: RARG
Product: retinoic acid receptor gamma
Exons: 8
Coding region: 101-1381 (426 amino acids)
Biological process (GO): cellular response to corticotropin-releasing hormone stimulus; regulation of transcription by RNA polymerase II; retinoic acid receptor signaling pathway
Cellular component (GO): nucleus; transcription regulator complex
Molecular function (GO): zinc ion binding; RNA polymerase II cis-regulatory region sequence-specific DNA binding; nuclear receptor activity
Source: RefSeq, a predicted model, not a curated record